Molecule: messenger RNA, 753 nt
Organism: Lottia gigantea (owl limpet)
Lineage: Eukaryota; Metazoa; Mollusca; Gastropoda; Lottiidae
Exons: 2
Coding region: 1-753 (250 amino acids)
Source: RefSeq, a predicted model, not a curated record
AUGGCAGCUCAGAAGAACAUCUCGUUGAUAGGUCCCAUUAUCUCAGUUUAUCAACUUAUGUUAUCUUUUCACUCCAAAUCAAAAUAUGUCACCAUUCUGACUGAAACAGACCUCAGAAAGAAAAUUACAGGAGCUGACAAUUUGGUGGAGUCUAUGACAAACCUUGUACCAUUAACUGCUAAGAUACCAAUCAAGAACGACCAGACCGUGGAAAGGUUUUUGGUGGAAAAUAAAGUUCUAAUACAAGAAUGUAUAUCAAUGUCUGCAUUUCCUUUUACAGCCAUUUGUGAUAUUCUUAAUAAAUCUGACCGCAAGAAUGUCAUGCGACAUAAGGUGGUUCAAAGGAUUCCAGAAGGAAAAACCGACAAGGUUAUAUCAGAGGGAAAAAUUAGAGAUAUUGGAAUGUUUCAUGAAACUUCAUUAGAAUGUCUCUUUGACGAACACAGAACUAUUUUGUAUCUUCAGCUGCAAGCAUCCACUGACACAUACUCUCAAACUGAUGCCAAUGCUAUAUUAGAAAACUUGGCAAAGGUCCUGAGACUCAUCAGUGGCAGGCCGGACAUCGGUAUCAAUCAACUAAGGAACCAUAUUCUUCAAAAUAAGGAAUUUAUUGAUCUUUUUGAUGCUAAAGAGUUAUGGAUGAAAACGAAAGAUGGUGUUGAAUAUAAAUUUAUAUUCAUGAAUGAUGAUCAUAUUGACGACUGGAUAGAACGAUUAGAACUAAUAUUAAACUUUCAAAUAUCGUACGUAUAA